Molecule: messenger RNA, 2581 nt
Organism: Drosophila novamexicana
Lineage: Eukaryota; Metazoa; Arthropoda; Insecta; Diptera; Drosophilidae
Product: golgin subfamily A member 2
Exons: 4
Coding region: 92-2380 (762 amino acids)
Biological process (GO): Golgi organization
Cellular component (GO): Golgi cisterna membrane; Golgi apparatus; Golgi cis cisterna
Source: RefSeq, a predicted model, not a curated record
UACUUCAGUUCAAUUUUCAUUUAAAUUCAACAUUGUUUUAUUUGGCAAUUAAGCGACACAAAGCUGAUCCGCUGUAGCUGCUCAAUUGGCCAUGCAGGACGACACGCAAGAUGCCAAAGCGCAGAAACUAGCCGCGGCGCGUAAAAAGCUGAAAGAGUAUCAGCAGCGCAACAACAACAACAAUGAGGAAAACGUUGGUACAAACACCCAUUCGUCGACAGUGAGCAUAGCCAGCAAUUUGUCGGAACGUUCCGACUGUGAGUUAAGCUCAAGCAAUGGCGGCGGACCGCAGCACACGGUGGAGCAGCACACAACGCCAGCCCCAACCGGAGUGGCUGCAUAUUUUUCACAACAGACAGUACCGCUUAUAGAGCCGGAACCAAGCCUAGCACAAUCUAUUUGGCCCCACAACGGUCAAGGCGAUACCAAUUUGCAAACAAUUCAAGUAUUGAUUGCUGAAAAAGCUCAGUUGAAUACGGAGUUGACUAAGUGCCGGCAUGUGUGCCGCGAGCGAGAACUGGAACUUGAGGAGCUACGCACAGAGCAUGGCCAGACAACGCAACGGUUGAAGCAAAUCCAGCAGCAUUGUCAGGAUCAGCAACGCGGCGCGGAGCAGCAGCGCAAUCAAAAUGCUGAGCUUCAGCACAAAAUAGCACUGGCGAAUGCCGAAAUCGAGGAUAAAAAUGCGCAUCUGAGCGAGCUGGAAGCCCAACUCCUGCAGCUAAAAGCUCAAAAGGACGAACUACAGCAGCAGCACGCUGACAAGUGCAAUGAGCUAGAUAUGGCACAACUGCGUAUACGUCAGAUUUCCGACGAGUCCAACGUCAAUGCGGACAAUCGCGUGGAGACGCUCACCCAAACACAGUAUAUGUACGAGCAGCAGAUACGGGACUUACAACAGAUGGUAACACAGCUGACGCAGGACAAAGAACAAGCGGCGGUCCAGUAUCAGAACUAUGUGGCGAACCUUAAGGAACGCAAUGCGGAACUAGCGGAGGAGACUGCAGAGCUUAAGGAGCGCGAGCGCCAGCUCGUGGAGCAUGUCAGCGGCUUGGAACGUGAUAUCCAAAAAAAUUUGGCUCUGCAAGCGCAAUACAAGGAGGCAGCAAGCAACCAAUCCCAGCAAUCGCAAGAACAGUCAGAGACGGCUUUACGAACUGAGCUGACAGCGCUAAAGCAGCGGAUCAGCGACUUCGAAUUUGAGCGACACGAGUUCCAGUUAAAAAUCAAAUCCCAGGACGAUCAAUUGCAGUCAAAGGAGAACAAACUCGCAGAACUGGAAGAGGAGUUGCAUCGACUGCAAACAGAGCAGCCGGAUCAGGUCAAGCUACUGGCCACCAUGGAAUCCGAUAAAGUAGCGGCAUCGCGAGCUCUUAGCCAAAAUAUGGAUAUGAAGCAGCAACUGGAUGAGCUGCAGGUACGUUUUGUGCAGCUCACCAACGACAAAUUGGAUUUGGUCAAUAAACUAGAUGCCGAGGAGUUUGCCAACCGUGAAAUGCGCCUUAACUAUGCAAAUAUGGAGCGCAAGUUGCAGACUAACGAAGAACGUUUUAAAUUCAAAGACGAGGAGAUGAUACGACUCUCGCAUGAGAAUGUCGAACUUCAGCGCACGCACCUUAUGCUGCAACAGCAGCUGGAUCGCCUUCAGCACUAUGAAGCCAAGGUUUAUCACAGUCACGAUCAAAAGGAAACAUCAUCUGCAGAAACUGAAGCAGCAGAAGGCGCUGUUGAGGUGCACGAGCACGACCAUGCUGAACAUAAGCACGAAGAGGAUCACCAUCACCAUCAUCCAGAACAUUCCCACGGCGAUCAUUUGUCCACUUGCGAGACACCGUUGCUGCCCACCGCCGAGGCCGUGGAAAAGCUUCAGUCACGCUUUACGACACUCAUCAGCCAAGUCGCGGAUCUGACCGAGGAGAAGCACAGCCUGGAACAUCUGGUGUUGCAGUUGCAAAGCGAAACGGAAACCAUUGGCGAAUACAUUGCCCUCUAUCAGACACAACGGCGCAUGCUGAAGCAGCGCGAGUAUGAGAAAGCCGCGCAGAUGCGAUUGCUCAAAGCAGAGCGUGAACAGUUGCGAGAAAAGAUUGACGCGCUUAACAAGCUCGUGGGAAGCUUGGGCCUGGCCGUUGAGCUGCCAGCGGAACAGCAGCAGCCAGCAACAGAUAGUAACGCCGCAUCGGAUCAGCCGCAGUUACCUUCAAGCGAAAACGUAACAGAGAAUGAAAACUCGCAACAGAUACUACACAAAAUACAGGACAUAAUAACAGAAAUCAAAGUAAAUACAGAACAGUCGCCAACCGCCUUGUCCAAUGUGGCACAGCCUGGCCAUGCCGUGGAUCAUUUGAACUGCUGCCUUGGCAAAUUUGAGGUUGUGUGAACAAGACAACGAAAAUGCAAAUGUUAACAUAUUGUAUUUAAAGUGCAAUUAUUUGUCAGCGUAAUCGCGUUUUCGCUUUCACCGCCCUCUAUAGUUUAUACACAACUCUUUUGUAUAUGUUUCAAGAAUAUCAAAUAAUCAAACUAAUUGGGGCUUACCAUAGCUCUAAAAAUAAAAUAUAUUUAAAAUUUAUGCGGUUAC